GUCUGUAAAUUUAAUAUUUUUUGAUGGCGAUAACGUUCUUAAAAUAUGUGAUUGAGAUUAGUUAGAAAAACAUUUUGUUUUAAGAAAUUAAAUUUGUGGAGUUAGCUUAGUUGCAUUCAAUUUUUAUUGUUUUUACAGUGUAAGCAAUUGAUUUUAAUUAUUUAUAUAACUCAACAGAUAAAUACGCAUUAUUUUUAAUAUUGAUUCCUUUAAAUUUCAAGCUGACAUCAAUUCUAUUAAGAAGAAAAUAUAUCAAAAUUCUUUCUGAAUUGCCCUAAAAUAUUACAAUAAAUUUGGGGAAUAGAUCAAAUUAUGAUUUAGAUUAUAUUUUAAGAAUUAUUUAUGAUUUUUCUAAAAUAAACUACGAAGACUACAUCAACAACUCAAGUUCCAUAUAGGAAUGCUACUUGAAUUACAUUCAUAAAAUAGGCUGCAAGCUAAAAGAUAAUGAAUGUUUUUGCUAAAAAAAAUUAGAUCCUUUAGAUACAUUUUAAGAAAAGUAAUAAUAAAAACAACUAUGUGAGCUGUUAUCUUCUUAUUACAGAACUAGCUAUGCCUCUAUUAAAAAUAAUUAAUUUGAUUAAUUUGGAUUACUCUACUUCAUGAUUGAUAUUUGCAAAAAUAUAUAAACCUCAACAAUAUUAGCAUAUUAAAUGUAUAAUCAGUAUUCUACCACCUAAAAUAAAAGGGAUAGAGAGUCCUCUUUUAAUCAAUAAAUAUAUUAUUAAUUUACUUUUAGGUAUCUACCAUAAAAAUCAUAGGAGCACUAUAUUUUUAAUCUCACAAAAGCUUCGCAAAGCAAAUAAUCGGAAAAUGUUUUAAAUGAAUAGAUUGAUAAUAUUGAAAUUUACGAAAAGGAGUAUUAAUAACUUAAUGAUUAAACUCAAAAAUUAUAAUUGAUUUAAUCUAUAAUCUAUGAAGAAAAGGAAAUGGAUGUUUCACAAGAAAUAUUAAAAUGCAUAGUGAAGAAAAAUGAGAUGCUUAACUUUUUACUAUACUCAUAAACUAUAGCUUUAUCUUAAUUAUAAUAAAAGCUAAUGGAUCUUAAAUAAGUCUUAAAUAAAGUAAAUAUAUCGCUUAAAUAAUUGAUAAAUUUAAACCCCUUCAAUAUUCUACUUCCUUAAUUAGUGGAUGUAAUGGAAACAGAGUUUUGUAUUGACAGGAAACUCUUUAAAUAUCUUAAAAAAGCUAAAAAAAUAUUUUCAAAAAAAGAUCAUUCAAAUUUAAAAAUUAAGCAAUAUAUUAAACAAACUAUAGAACUAACUACAUUAACCGAUUCUUGCAUUUUAUUUUUAUCUUUAAUUGAAAAAAAUCCAUUCAUAGUCAAAAAAGCAACAUAAAAUUAUGCAGAUUUAUUAAAUUGGACUGAUCAAAAAACUUCACUUAUAGGUUAAAGUAUUAAUAUUUUAAUGCCUCCUGUAAUAGCCAGAUAUCAUGAUGAAGUUAUUAACAAAUAUUUUUUUAAAUCUCAAAACUACAAAGAAGUAAGUAAGACUUUAGAUGUUAUAGAUUCUAGGCAAUAAAUAGGUAUUGAUGGAUAAGGUUGGGCUGUGCCUUAUUUAAUUUAAUAUUAGCUCACUGUUUUAUCUGAUUCUGAAAUAGGAAUCUGCUCAAGGAUAGAACGGUAGUACGAAUAUUCAGAUUGCUUGAUUGCAGAUGCUCAAACUUUUGAAAUUAUUGCUAUUUCAGAAAAUUUGCAAAUAAAGUUGCUUGAAGAAAAUAAUGGCUUAAUUAGUAUUAAAAAUAUCAAAAUAAAUAAAAUUAUUACAGAGUUAGAACAAUUCUUGAACAUGUUAGAUAAAAAUAAUCUUGAAUGUGGUUUACUAGAAGCCAUUUUAACUAAGCCAAGUUAUCAAACUGUUAGAAGAUAAAGCCUUUUUAAAAAGACUUCAUCAAAGGAAGUUAAUAUUAGCGAAGAUUCUCAAAAAUAUAUUCUCAAAGCCGAUUGCAUUUAUAAAAAAAGUGCAUUCAAAAGAAUUAUUUAAUUAAAAGUUAUUACCUUAAGGCUAUUAAAUAACAUUUAAGAGAGUUAGGUUUUGACAAAAAAACGGUUAUCAUAUUUCAAUGAUGAAAAAAAGGUCAUAUAGAAUAAUGCUAUUACAACCGAAAAUAGUUUUUUGAAUAUUAUUUCAGGGUCUUAAAUCAAAUUGACGUAAAGCCCUGUAUCAAGAUUUGUUUAGUAGGAAGUCUAAGACGAUGAUUUAUUCACUCUUUAAUCUAAGAGAUUUCAGUCAUAUUAAACAGAUGCAGGGUUAAAUGCAAUCUAUUCAAAUCAGGAUACUUUUAUUAACUCAGAUAGAGUAUUUUCAAAUAACAAUUUGAUAAGGAAGCAAAGUGAUGUUUUAAAAAUUUAACAAAUUAUGAAUUUUGAAAAAGCAGAAACUGAAGGUAAGCAUAAAAUGUCUGAGCAUGAUGAAGAAGAAAGAAAUGCUAAAUUUCACUAGAGCGAAACAAGAUCAAGGCAAACUGAAAUGACUUACAAUAAGUUUAAAAUAAUGGCUAAAAAUAUUCAUUCUACAAAUUAAAUUUUAGGAUUAAAAUUGAUAAAUAUUUUUGGGUAUCUUUUUUUCAUAGUAAUUUUGAUUCUAUCGGUUGUCAACUAUAAUAUACUUAAUAAUGCUUUUGUAGAAUAAUAAAAUGAAGUACUGAAUUUAGAUUGGCCCUAACAAGUUUAAAAUUCUUUGUAACAAGAAGUAGUUGACUUAACUUUUUAAAAAUUAACUGCAGAUUAAUAUUUUAUUAAUAAUUUAUAUUAACCAAAUGAAAAUUCUGCUUUAAUGCCAAGAUUAUAAGCUUAAAUGAAAAAUUAGCUUAAAUUGCUAAAAAAUUAUAUCUUGAAACACCUCCUGAUAACUUAUCCUACUUAAGAUGUAGAGAAUAAAAUUCUUAGCUAAAGAGUUGAUUACUAGUUUGAAACUAAAAUAAACUAAUAUGUGAAAGUAGAAAGUACUUCAAUAUACAGGAUAGAACACAUAGUAUAUUUUAUGUUAGAAAGUGUCUUUACAAUCUAGACAAACAACAAAUAAUAUAUUCAAUCAAAUGAUGCUUUGAUAAUAGAUAAUUUUGAAAAUUUAUAAGCAUCUUACACAGAUAUUAAAUAUGCAAUGGAAAAUGCAAUACAGUUAAAAUUUUAACAAUUAUUAAACCAUGCAAAAAUUACUUUUUACACUAUCCUUUGUUUUGCCAUCAUCUUUUUCAUAUUUUUUAUAAUCAUUUAUAGCUAUAUUUAAAAUAAAAGGAAUAGAAUACUUAAAGGAAUAAGUUUUUUUGGAUAAAGUUCAUUAAUAUAAAUGAUUGAUCAAAAUAAACAAAAGUAAAAAAUUAUAGAAGAAAUAUUAAAUAUUAGUAAAAAUCCCAGUCAUUUGGCACAAUUUAAAAAAUAAAUAGAAACAUUAAAAUCAAACCAACUAAAUUUAUAAAAACAAUAAUUUGAGAUUAAUUAAAAACAAAAUGUAAGAAGAUCUAAGAAAAUCAUCAAUCUUAAAAGAUUUAGUAUACUCCUAACACUCAUUUGUUUGUUAAAUCUUUCGUUAGUAUAGCUCUAUUCAUUUGCAAGUUUCGUCACAGUUGAAAGUUUCUUAAAUCUCCUGUCACAAGAGAGAUCAUUUUUAGAUGUUAUGUCUAGUGUGUAAGUUGCGAUGAACAGAAGUGCAGGGUAUACUCCAAAGUUACUACUAUUAAAAAUUCAUUAUCCUGAAGAGUUUUACUAUUACUACAAUAAAUACAAAAAAGAAAUAGCAUAAAAUAUUUAGCUUAACUAGUAGCAUUACGAUUAAUAUUUAUAAUAAUAGUAUGUAAAGAGAAAUAACCAAACUUUAUUUAUGUACUACAUAGAUGGACUUUAUAAAUACGAUGCUUGCAACAUGACUUAACAAUUUGCUACUUAUGUUACUGGUGGUGGAUUUAAUUUAACAGACUGUAACUUAGUAAUCAAUAAAAUAUUUUCUCAAGGGAUAAUACAAGGAAUAACAUUUUUUUAUGAAUAUUUGUAAUAAUAAUUUGAUCUUAUAGCUCUAUAAGAUCUCUCUCAAUUCAUGAGCUUAGAAAAAAAUUUAAUAAAUUCAUUUACAUUUUACUAAUAGAAUUAGUUCAGGUUAAACCUUCAAUAGAUUUUCUCAGCAUCAAAGAAAUUUGUUAGAUACUAAAUAUAGGGAGACUAUGCAUAUAUGAUUAGCUCAAACUACUUUUAUUUCGUUUUAUAGAUGGUUAUAAUUUGCACAAUAUUUAUAUUCAUAUGGAUAACAUUUUUUACCUACUUCAAAAAACAGUAUAUCCUUACAAAGCAAACAUUAGAUGUCUUUGAUUUGUAUUCUUUGGCUAAUAACAAAAAAUUAUAUAGCUAAUUUUAUAAAAUUAAAUGAUUUAUGAUUCUAUAAAUAUAAGAUGUAUAAUUUAUAUUAACGUAAUUCUUAUAAGGAAUUUUUCAAUAUUGCAAUUUAUUUAUUAUUAAACUCAAGUACAAGCA
Tetrahymena thermophila SB210 is the source of this 4465-nucleotide messenger RNA. RefSeq names its product transmembrane protein, putative. The transcript has 6 exons. NCBI's taxonomy places the organism in Eukaryota, Ciliophora, Oligohymenophorea, Hymenostomatida, Tetrahymenidae. The record is from RefSeq and is a predicted model, not a curated record.